This is a messenger RNA of Belonocnema kinseyi, 1473 nucleotides long. RefSeq names its product zinc finger protein 678-like. Bases 141 to 794 code for a protein of 217 amino acids. Gene Ontology annotation, cellular component: nucleus. NCBI's taxonomy places the organism in Eukaryota, Metazoa, Arthropoda, Insecta, Hymenoptera, Cynipidae. The transcript is spliced from 4 exons. Gene Ontology annotation, biological process: regulation of transcription by RNA polymerase II. The record is from RefSeq and is a predicted model, not a curated record. Gene Ontology annotation, molecular function: RNA polymerase II cis-regulatory region sequence-specific DNA binding; DNA-binding transcription activator activity, RNA polymerase II-specific.
CAAAGGGUCAUUCAAAAGAUACAAGAAAAGGAUCAACAACAGAAUAUCAAGAGUAUGUACUGCCUGAGCUUGAUGGAAACAAUUUCAAUUGCAAAGUUGAAUAUCACAAGGACAAAAAUUUUAAAAUCAAGAAAGAAAUUAUGGAAGAUGUGCAGAUCAAGAGUGAGCCGGAGGAAUCAACAGGUCGAGAUGAUGAUUGGUCAGAUUUUUGUAUAACUACUCAUAUUUCUUCUGACAACAAUUCUAGUGCCAAUACUUUAAUUGAAUACGAAAACGACGACAAUUUGGAGAUCAAGGAAGAAGUUAUCGAAGGGAAAUCAAAUCGUGAUUUAAUGAAAAUAGAAGUCAGAUCAAGAGGGGGAUAUCAAGUAUAUCCUUCAAAAAACCAGUGGGAAGACCACAAUCUACUGCCUAGAAGUGAUGAAAAGGAUUCCACGUGCUCAGUUCAAUAUUUCAGAGACGAAACUUUGGAAAUCAAGGAAGAAAUUAUCGAAGAUAAUGAAAGUUUAUCGGACAGGGAUGUAAAACCAGAAGCCAAAAGAAAACCGAAAAUACAAGAGCCAAAUGUGGAAUCAAAAAAGAAAUACCAAUGUGGAAAAUGUUCGCGAAUCUAUGUACAGAAAAAAGAUCUUAAUUCUCACCUAAAAUAUGAAUGUAACGUCACGCCACAGUUUAAAUGUCAAUUUUGUGGCAAACUAUUUAAACGAAAACAUCACAUGAAUCGUCACGUAGGUCAUCUGCAUCUCCACCAAAAAUAUUUAAAGGCAUCGCAAACGAAUCCUAAGUGUGAUUAAUGUUCUCGAAGUUACAAAUGAUUACAUGGUUUAGAUCAACAUAAACGUGAACAAUACGAAGCAAUUGGACGACACUUCGCUUGCGAUUUUUGUGGUUUUAAUGCACUAGAUAAAAGUCGCUUGCCAGAACUUAUUAUUGCACGCUAUCUGAAAUAAUUUAAUUGCAUACGCUAAACUUUAAACCAUUUAAAUCUUAGGAUUUUUGCAUUUCGUUAAAUGCUUGUAUAUUGAAACUAACUUUGCGUGAUAAUCACUAUAUAACAAUAAAUUUAAUUUAUUUCAAGGCUUGCUAGAGAGUAAAUCCACACUCCAUCGAUAUCGAUAUAAAUUACUUUCGUUUCAUGUACAAUUUCUUUUACUACGUUGUGUUUAUUAGGAAAAAAUUUAGGUUUGUGAAAGUACAGUUUCUCAACCAUUUAUAUCACAAAAUUAGGAAAUUACUUUAUAGUAUCUGGUAAAGCUUGUGUAAACUAUAUUCGCUUUAUAAUUUGAGUUGAGAAACUUUUUUAUUAUUAUAGAAAUAUGAAUAUAUUUGAUGUAUAGUUAAUUAAAUAACUUUACUCUAUUGUAAGUAUUAUUUCUUGUCAAAUUUACUUUAAGGUAUUUUUUCAUAUAAUAUAUAACCCGAAAUUUGUAAAUAUGUGAAGCAUGUAAAGGAAUUUAAAAUAAAGAAUGAAGU